Molecule: messenger RNA, 11414 nt
Organism: Calliphora vicina (urban bluebottle blowfly)
Lineage: Eukaryota; Metazoa; Arthropoda; Insecta; Diptera; Calliphoridae
Exons: 8
Coding region: 2273-9487 (2404 amino acids)
Biological process (GO): positive regulation of transcription by RNA polymerase II
Cellular component (GO): nucleus
Source: RefSeq, a predicted model, not a curated record
GUUGUUACUGUUGUGGUCUUUAGUCUUUGGCAUGUAAUGGACUCGUAUGAGUCUUGAUAAUUUUUAUUGUUUACGAGUACGAGCAGUGCGGGUCUGUGUGGUGUUUUUUGUCAGAACUAAAGUAAAGUAUGAGUAAGACCAUCAUACCAGGCCAUCAGAUCUCGGUGUGAUUUUCGUGUACGAGUUGGACUCACUCACUGUCAGCCAGUCAGACAAAUUGUGUAAGUGUGUGUUUGUUGGAUGGCAGAUUUUGUUGUGUAUUAUUGUGUGGUUCGAGUUAAUACUUUGUGCUGGGGUGAUGUUAAUGUUGCUGCUGCUGCUGCUAACUGUUGUUGUUAUAGUAUAGCUGCUGCUGUCUGUUUUGUCUUGCUUGGCUGGCUGGCUAGUUGGUUGGUUCGUUUGUUGUUUGGUUUGAUGGGUCUGGCGUUGCUUGCAUACUCUUUUUGAAAAUAGUUACAAGAUGUUCAUCGAAGUGAAUAGAACAUCUAAGCGGAUGAUGAACAUUAAUACGGUUUAACAUUAAUUGUUACUAAAUCUUCAACAUCAUCACCGCCAACCAACCAUCUCCAGUAACAGAACCUCAAAACAAACAAACAAAAAAAAAUCAGUAAAAGAAAAACACACUAAAAUCAAGCGAAUCUCCUCUUGCUCUGCCAAAAGUGUAAAUUGACAUCAUCCUCUCGUGUGUGCGUGUGUAUAUGGGAUGCAUGUUGUAUGUUCACGUGCGAGUGUGUGUGUUAAACAUGUCGGUGUGUCUGUCGCAUUGUAUCUGUGUGUUAAAUAAAUAGCUCUUUUUCGUAUUGUUAACGUUUCAAGCAUUUCAUUGGGUCUUUGUUGUGCUUUUUUCAAUUUUAUUUUUUUUUUGUCUGAAACUGCAAUGAAUUUGUGAAAAAUAAAGAAUAAGUAGCAACAACAACUUUAGCAGUUAAAGAGUAUUUAUCUGUAAGAGCUACCGAGAGUAUCAAUGCGCGGCAUAUUCAAAAAUUCAAUACAAUAGUAAUGGAAAAAACAGAAUUCACUUUUACCACAACUGUUUUACUGAUUGUACAAGAAAAUUAGACAAAAGUGGAAAUUUAAUUAAAAAAACAACAAGGAAAUAAAAAUAUGAAAUAAAAUAUUUUAUAAAAAAUAACAAUCAAACAAAAAGUUUUAAAAAAAUCAAAUAAACAAAAAAAUAUCUUAAAGAUAAAAAAAAUAUUUUUUUUAAUUUUCUUUAUAAAAAAAAAGAAUCAAAAGAAAAAUAACAAUAGAACAAAAAAUUCCAAAAAAGUUUUAAAAAAUCAAACCAAUGGAAAAUAAACAAAAUUAAAAAAAAUAAAUAUAUUUUGUAAUAUUCUUAAAAAAAUUCAAUACAAACAUAUGACCAGAAUUUUUAUAAAUUUAAAAGAAAAAUCUUUACAAAAUGUUAACAAAAUUGUAUAUAAAAUGAAAAUUUUUCAAAAUAGUGCAUUUUCAAAUUCUAUAGAAUUAAAAAUGAAAGCAAAAACCAGCAAAAGAAUUUUAAAGUGUUUUUAAGUGGUUUUUUCACACAAAAAAAAAGAAAAAAAUAAAACAAAAAUGUUAUCUUUAAAUAAACAUACAUACAUUUCUACAUACAUUUAUGUAUAUAAAAACCAACGAGUGUUUAUUCCUGAACAUGUUUAACAUUUAAAUGCAAAAAAAAGCAAAAAAUCUCAAAGAAAACAAAAAAAACUAUUUGGUCUACAGCCAUCAUCAGCAGCCAACAAAACCUAAACGCGCUGCUGUUAAAGACUCAAAAAAAAAGAAAAAUAUUUUUAAAUAAAAAAAUAAACUUCCUAGUGCUAAAAAUAUACACACAAGAAUUUGUUUCUAAAAGUGUUUAAGUGUUUGAAACGGAUAAUAAAAAAACAACAAUUUUCUUUAAAUUCAAAAUAAAUAAAAAAACAACAACAUUUUGUCAACUUCCAAAACAAAAUAAAAAUUUUGCAAAUUAAAAGAAAAAAAAAACAGAAAAAAGCAUUUUUUAAAUUUAAUUACAAAGAAAACAAGCUACUUUUACAAGUUAGUGGAAAUUUGUUAAAAUCUGGAUACAUUCUACCUAACAUUUCAUUUGUUUUUGGAUAAUUUAUGAAAAACUCCUUUAUAACUUUUGGAUUAUUUAAACAUUUUCUUUUAACAUAAGUGUACCUUAAAGAAAAAAACAAAGGCCAAAUGAAACUUCACUCAGCUCACCGUGUAAUAUAAAGGACCAAUAAAAAGCCAUACAUAAUAUUUUUUAUAUUAUAUACAAAACAAAAUACCCUUGGAAACCAUGGAAUUACCUUCUAUGGUUCAAAGAUCUGGCGACACAUUAAUAGUGCGCAGUGUAGUUAGUGGUAAUCCCAUUUAUAUGGAUCAAGAAUCACCAGGAAAUGCAAAUAACAACAUGAACUCCCCACAAGCGGUUGGUGUGGGUAACAAUGCUUCCCUAACCAAUACCUUACUGCUGGGGCAACAUUUUGAGCAGCUGAAGAAAGCUCAAGAACAUUUAAUGCAGCAGCAACAGCAAAAUAUCGCCCAAGAACAUCAGCGGCAGCAAGCAGCCGCUAUGGAACUUAAGGAGGAGGGUUUGCCACAAUGCAAAAUAAAGCGAAAUUAUAGCUGCAACUAUUGUACAUAUUUCACACAGAAUCCUCGCUAUCACUUGACACAUCUGCGCGAUGUGCACGGUGAGAAGAUAGUUAUAAAUAAAUGUAAAUUAUGCCUGUAUGCCUCCCGCCACUAUCAGAAACUGGUGCGUCAUAUGAAAAUGGUGCACGGUUGUACCGAUGGCAUAGCCAGCGGUCAUGGUCAGGCUCGUGGUAAGCGUGGCAUGAAUCGUGAGGCCAGAAAAAGGAAACUGGAAGAAAGUGUCCCAAAUACGGGUGUGAUAAGUGCAUUAAGCGUUGAGGAAAUAAAUGCAGAACAUAUUAAAUCCAAUAUGGAUCGCGAACAUCAGAAACUUCAGCGCGACAUUGAGGCGUUUAAGAAACAACAAGAAGAACAACAAAAAUCUCAACAGCAGAAAUUUAAUGAAGCCAUUUUUGCAGCAGCCGCCUACGAACAGCAAUUAAGGGUCCAAAGAGAAUUCGAUAAUAGAGAAUCUCUAAAAGCAGCCGCCCAUUCCAAUUACGAACAACAAACAUCACCCGUACAAAAUCGCGAAGGUAGUCCUUCCCAAAAUAAAACAUAUGAAACCACCACACCUGCCCAUCAACAACAUCAUUCUACACCAAUUCAAAUUCAAAUGCCUCCUCAACGAUCAAGUUUUGAAUUGACGCCUUCGCCCUCAGGCAGUAAUUCAUCUCCGCCACCGGCCCUACCACUACCACCAUCAUCGGGCCAGCUGCAAGCUGAGGCCUUGGGUGGUGGCAGUGUUACUCCAAUUGGUGGUGGUCAUGGUGCUUCGGAUGAACCCUCCAAUAAUCGCUUAAUGAAAUGCAGUCUAUGCGAUUUUACCACCUUGUAUCGUAACCAUUUGUUGGAACAUGAAAUAGAAGAUCACUGCAAUGCCAAGUUUUAUCGUUGUGAAAAAUGUUCGUAUGUCACCCACAUUAAGGCUCGUUUUAGCAAACAUGUCAAGUACCAUUCUAUGCCCAUGAUCAAAUGUGUCACUUGUGACUUUCGCACGCCAUACAAAUGGAAUCUGGAUCGCCAUAUGAAAAAUCAUGGUGGUGCGGGUCCCUUCAAAUGUGCUGCUUGUGAUUUUACCGCCGACAUUAAGCAAUCGCUUACAGUGCACGAAAUGAAUCAUCAUGUGCCACCUGUUGGCCAUGCCGCUGGCAUGACUUUGGCCCGUAGACGUAAUAAGGUGGGAGGCACAGAUCUUAACGAAGACUUCUUCAGUGAUUCCGCGGAAAUGUUGGAAGAUCAUUUUAACAACAACAAUAUGGACGAGUACGAUGAAAUGUUGAUGACAGCUGGGCCCAUAGGAGCAUAUGAGUCGAAAAGAUCGCGCUACGAUGACGAUGAACCUACGGAUUUAUCUCAAAAAGGCGGCUCUUCGGAUACAUCUUCCGUACACAAUUCCAACUUGAGUGUACCUAAAUCAAAGAAACCCUUACCGAAUCUUAUACCCAUAACUAAAGAAAGUGACAAUAUUUUGAAUCUUUCUACCGAUUUGGCCUCACGUUCUUCGCUGUCGGAUAUUGCUUCAAUGUUUUUCAAUGAAAAACAAAUUUCGGAAAUGUUGCAGCCCUCUGAUAAAACGGAGACUAUAGUUGGAGCUGCUUCGCAAUUGUCACCCACCACUACAAUCACCUCCUCGGUCAGCAGUAGAAGUAUGUUGAAUCGCAAAACUGGCUCCUUCUUCGAUAAGAUAAAGUCUGCCACCGCCACCAAUGAAAAUUUGAUUUGUCCUUGCGGUCACCUGGCAAAAUGUUUAUCGGAAUCUAUACAGCAUCGUAAGUCAUGUACAUUUUCGCCUCUUUCCACCAAUGACGAUAUAGACUUGGACGACGACGAGCAUGAUGAGGAUGGUGAUGAAGGCCGCCUAGAAAUUGAUUUUACCGAGGAUGAGGAAUGCGACAAACAGUCUCAUUCGGCUUUAAAUCUCAGUGUUACCGGCUCUACACGCUGCCAGUAUUGUCGUCAUCGCUGCAAAUCUUCGGUGGAUUUAUUGAAUCAUUUGAAAAUCUGCUCUGAGGCUAAUAGUCGUUGUGAUUCGUUGUCUGGUGAUAGUUGCGCUGGUAGUCGUGUUAUGAUGGGUGAUACCAGUGCAAGUGAAAUGCAGCACCACCCCAUGGAAAAUCGUGUAUUUAUUUGGAAUAAAUUACCUCGCAAUCAUCAAGAAGGUGGUGGCUCUCAAAGUUCUGAGGGCAAUCGUCAACAUGCCAGCAGUGGCAAUUCGUCUUCCAAUGCUGGCGGCAGUUUAUUAAGUGCAAAUAAUGAUGAAAAUAGUUAUUAUGGAGUUGAAACAGCUCCCGGCUAUGGAGAGGUAACAAAAAAGAUGACACCCGAAGAAGAGGCUGCCAAUUCAUCAUUGAAAAAGGUGUACAAAUGUCCGCAUUGUUCAUUUUGGGCUUCAACAGCAUCCAGAUUUCAUGUUCACAUUGUAGGCCACUUAAAUAAAAAGCCAUUUGAAUGCUCCUUGUGCUCAUACCGUUCCAACUGGCGUUGGGAUAUUACCAAGCAUAUACGCCUAAAGACCAUCAGAGAUCCUAGUCAUAAAAAUGCCCGUGUUCUGAUGAAUGACGAGACCGGCAGACGUAAUUAUACAAAAUACAAUAAAUAUAUUACUUUAAUGAAAGUCACCGAAGAGGAUGGCGAUCCCAAACUUAUGAAAUCGGGCGAGAUGACACCAAAUCAAGUCGCUUCAUUGGCCUUUAUCAAUGACUACAAUAACAAGCAACAGGGUUCCAAUACUAACACAGUCAAUACAACAAGUGUUAGCAAUAUUUUGAAUGGCGUAAGGGAGGACAUCACUUUGGAACCUAUACCAUCUAAGGCAACGGUAGCUAAUGCCGAUGAUCAGUUAUCGGAUAAUUUUAUGCGUUUGCCGCUAUUGGCUUCCAUGGUGAAUGCAGCCAUGGCUCAGCAUCAGCAACAAAAUGAUAAUGAACAAAAUACACCCACAUUAAUAACGCCGUCAGUAACAAUAUCGGCUGUCAAAAAAUCUCCACCGACCAAUCAAAAUUUCAAGCCAAGUGAUGAAAUCGCUUUGGAAGUUAGACAAGAAGGCAACGAUAAAAUUACCAACUACAAAUGUCGUAAAUGUAACUUUAGGCACAUUAAUCGCGAUGCGGUAUUGGCUCAUGUCAAAGUACAUUUUCCGGAUACAAAUCAUGCAAUCAAUUCUCCAAAAACGUUACAACAAAUGACGUCCAACAACAAUAACGGCCCCAUGCAAGUGUCGGUCAAUCCAAAUCUGUACAUGAACAAGGUAUUAGCUGCCAUGUGUCUAUCCCAACAGCAACAACAACAGCAACAUAAUUCCAAUACUAAUACACAACUAUCAAAUUUAAUGGCCGCAGGACUAUUGGAUCAGGCCAAUAACUCUCACUUAAGCGGGCUGGCCUUAGCUCUGGCCGGCAAAUCACCCUUAAAGUCAUCACAUUUAAAUGCAGCCGCUAACAUAAUUGAGCAUGGUGAGCAGAAAGCGAGUCUAAACGAGGCAAGUGCCCAACAAAACACUACGACGUCGCCAAGUCAAUUAACCAUAAAAACUUCACAAAAUCAAAAUCAACAACAACAACAGACACAAGCGACGUCUUCAUCAUCAGUAACAGGUGUUGGGUCGACGGCGUCGACAAAUUCACCCUCUUUACAGCAUUUAUUAACUUCACCCAGAGGCUCUUUCUCACAAAAAACAUCAAUUCAAAAUCAAAUCGAUGUUUUAAAUAACAACAACAAUAAUAAUAAUAAUAAUGAUACAAUGGUUAUGGGUUCGACACUUCUUAAAACUAAGUCUGGAUUAAUGACAGCAAUGUCACCAUCACCGUCAUCAUCGGCAACACCGAAUACAAUUGUAACUACCACUACUACUCCUCCUACAACUCCAAAUCAUACAUAUCAAUUAAAACAAUCGCCAUUCUCACUGCAUCCUGGUGAAGGUGGUGGUCUACUAACUGGUGAUAUUAUGGGUGGUAUACAAGAUCAUCAUAGUAUGGUUAUGGGUGCCUCUUUUACUGCCUCAUCCGAUCAUAUACCAACUAGUACUGUAAACAAUAAUAGUAAUAAUAAUAAUAAUCUGGCGACUUCUUUAUCCGCUGCCUCAUCUUGUUCUACAUCAUUAUUGUCAUUGUCUAAUCAAAAUUAUAUUCAAAAUCAAAAUCAUUCAUCUUCUAGUAAUAACAAUAAUAAUUUGGGUAAUUUAUCUGGUAAUGGUGUAUCAAACAAUAAUAGUAACUAUAACAAUAAUAAUGGUAACGUUAAUAUUAACGUUAAUGGUAACGGUAACAACAAUAACAGUAACAGUAACUUAUUAACGCACGAUACAACAACCGCCGAUAGGCGUGAUCCAUCGCCAUAUCGUUGUGGUCAUUGUCAUCAAGUAUCAAAUUGGAAGCAUGUUAUUCAGCGUCAUUGUCGCUUGAAGCAUGCUGGCGUUAUCAACAUCGAAACCCUUGAUCGAACUGCAACAAAUGAUCGUCAUGCAGCUCCCAUCUAUAAGCCUUUAGUAAAUGGGGCUACCAAUGAAACCAAUAAUAAUAAUAGCAACAAUAACAAUUCCGCUAAUAGUCAAUAUAACUUGACUUUAAAGGCUCUACAGCAGCAGCAACAACAACAACAGCAGCAACAGAAUCAAAAUAAUAGCCACAGUAGUGUACUUAUCAACAACAACAAUAACAAUAAUCAUCUUAAAAUCGCCAACAAUGUAUUAAAAUCCGAAUCGACAAAUAACUUAUUACAUUCACCCAUAGCAUCUGCUCUAAAUGCAGCCAAUACAUCACAAGAUUUACAAGCUGCUGUAGUAUAUCUAGCAGCAGCCUAUAAAGCGGCUGCCAAUCAAAGUAACCAUCCCAAUACUUUAGCCAAUCUGCCUGCAAUUACUUCCAUGGCAGAAGAAUUGCUGUUGCAGCAGCAAUUGCAACAGAACGAUCAAAUUGAAAUAACUAGAGUUUCAUCUUCAAAUCAUCAUAAUAACAACAGCAGUAAUAGCAACAAUAUCUUAACAUCCCAGCCCUCCGUCAGCAAUUCGAAUUUGGCCCAACUAUUAGAGUCUAAUUUAAAUAGCCAAACAAAUCGAGUAGCCUCGCCUCAGCACAAUGCCAAAUCGAAACAGCAAAAGUGUCCACUUUGCACGUACAUUUGUGAUAGUAAAUCUCAAAUGAAUUAUCACAUUUCGUUGCAUAAACCCACUCAGUAUGAGUGUCGCAUGUGCACCUUUGUCUGUGCCAAGAAACAGCAUUUGAGUUCUCACAUGCGUACUGUUCAUCAAAUGCAACAGAAUCAAAUUUUGGCUGCUGCUUCCAAUGCAGCCCAAGCGAAUGCAAAUAGUAUGAAUAUGGACUUUGGUUUGGCUUUGCAAAUAGCUUCUGCCGCUCAAAAUCAGCAGGAUUCUACCAACUUAUCGACACCACUGGCCAUUGAUUUGUCAGCCUCACCGGUGGCACGUACUACUUCCACCUUAACGCAGAGUAAUCAACAGAGCCUUCAAAGCCAAUUACCACCUGAAUAUCAAUAUCGUAUGAUCUACUAUUGCAACAAAUGUCCGGCACGCUAUGCCCAAAAACACAAUGAUCCUUUAACGGCGCAAAAAGAUUUGGACGAGCACUUGAGGCAGCAUGAAACCACCAACUCUAGCAGCGAAGAUAAACGCAAAUAUCACUGCGACUACUGUGACUUCAGAGCAAUGCAUGAGUCCAUUAUACAAACCCAUCGAUAUGUUCACACCACACAAUAUCAGGAGAAAUGCAAUGAGUUAUACAAGAAUUGCAAAGAGGAUUCGGUGUAUCGGGCGCCUAAAUUAAUGCAUAUAACAGCCACCAAAAAGCCUCACAUGCACGAGACCAUAUGGGUGGUGGAUCAUGAUUUGAACGAAGGUCACCACCAUCAACAUCAUCAAGCUAAACAUCACCAAAACUCAGUUAUAACCUCCAGUUCUCAAAGUAAUUCUUAUGAAGCGGGAAAUUCUCUGUUAAAAAAACAAUUGGAAUCACGACAAGUUGCUGGUGGAUCAGUAACAGCGACUUUAGCAGCAAAUGAGGAGAUACGCAACAACAAAUUAAAUCAAGCAGAAGCCGAAGAUUCGAAUACAGCUUCCACAUCGGCCUCUGUGGCAACUGGGGACCUGGCCCAUGAAAACGAAUCUCGUCCGGUACCCACCCCAGAAGAAUUACCUCAGGAAAAGUCACCAACUAACAAUGAUAAUGAUUGUAAAGAGAAAUGUGAACAUUGUCCGUUUGAAAGUUCAAACGAGGAAGAGUUUAAAACUCAUUUACAACAACAUAUUAGUGUCUCCCAACAGAAAUUGGCCUACACCUGUGAGCAUUGCGAUUAUUCAGCGGAAGAGCAAGAACAGAUUGAAGAGCACACCCGAGUUCAUUUCAAUGGCAUCGAAAAGUUAAAGGAUGUUAGUUUCUUCACGCACUACGAUAAAUUGGAAUUAAGUAUGGAGCAACACAAUACCGAUGACAAUACCGAGGCAGACAAUUUGAAUAUUAAAAAGGAAUUGCAAAACCACAAUAACAAUAAUAAUAAUGAAGAAAAUCGUGUUAAUGAAAAUUUAAAAGAUUCAUCCACAACCGAAGCCUUAAAGGCCGCCGAACAGAAACAACCCAAAUGUGCUAAAAUUAUUUUAUAUAAAAAUGAUGGCUGUCUAACGAUCAAAAAAGAGACAACAAAUGAUCAGCCACCUCAAAGCCAGCAGCAACAAACCAAUAGCAUCACGGAAAAUAUUAGUGACCGAUUACGUAGACGCAUAAGUCGUCAAGGUGCUGUAGGAGCCAACAAUUCUUUAACAUCGAACCAUGAGGAACAAACGUUGACAUCGUCGUCAACUUCAUCUACAAGCCAUAAAACUAUACUAGUUAAUGCCAAAACUGGUCAAGUUAUCAGCAGGAAUUAAAUAUUAUUAAUUAUUAUAGAAAUUUGUUGUAUAAUUUUUUCAAUACGAAUAAUUUCGUUUUCUCAUUAAAAUGCUUUAACAUUUUAAACUUUUCACUGUUGCUUUUUUAUGUGAACAAUCAUAAGUCACGUUUCGUUUCGGUUUAAAUUUAGCAUUAUAUUAGUUUUAUGUUUAUUUAAUAUAAUAUUUGUUAAAUUGUUUUUUUUUAUUAAUUUAGUUUAGUUUUUUUAUUUUUUGUUUUUCUCUUGUUUGUUACUAACGUUUUAUUAAUUUUAUUCUGUUCCCCGUUUUGUUAAAAUAAUUUAUAAUAAUUCAUAUAAUUAAUAUUUAAGUUUUUUUAUUUUAUUUAGCAUUAUAUACAUACAUAUAUAUAGAAAAAAUCAGGCAGGGGCAGCAAAUUGGUUUAAUUUAAUGAAAAUAAUAAAGAUAAAUUUAAUUAGAGGAAGUAUACAAAGAAAAAUAAUUUAUAUAAAGAAAAUACACUGUGAUGUUCAAAAAAAUUAAAACUUAUUUAAUAUAAAAUGUUUAAAAAUUAGAUAUACAAACGUAUUAUAUAUACAUACCUUAAAAAAAAGAAAGCAAAAUUAUGCAAAUUAUUAUUAUAAAUAAUUGUUUGUAGUUUCAAAAUAUAAUGAUGAUGCUGCACACCUUACAAAAACCAAGUAAAUAUUUGCACUUUAAAAUUUAUUUUUGUAUUUAAAUUAAAUUGUUAUACAACGUUUACCCCCUCUUAACUAAUAACAUACGCAAUGCUGACUAAUUGCAUCUCUGUAAAAUUUACAAAAAAUAUUAACAGAAUAAUGUCAAACUUAAACAGUCAUUGUAAACGUAAUUUCAAUUUCGAAUUUGAACAUUUUCUGAAAAGUUGUAAAACAAAGAAAUUACUUAAAAUUGGUGUAAACUGUUUUCCUUUACAAUUUUCUUUAAAAUAUUUUGAACAUUUCUAAACAUACAAUAAAAUGAGUAGCAAAAUAGUCAUUUAUUUUUAUUAAAUGUACAUACAUAUAACAUAAUAUAAUCUAUGUAGGUAUGUAUGUUUCGGAUAUUUAAAAUAUAAACACUAGUUAUAAAUCUAAUAUAUAAAAUAUUCUUAGAUAAUUUUACGAAUUAACUUUUACAAUUUACAAGUUAAAGUUGGGGGUUAAAGAUUCUUCUUAAGUUAAUAUUUUAUGUUUUAUUAUUUUAUUUUUACUUCAAAACAUGUAUUUUAUUUUAAAUAUAUUUUCCCACCUUAAAAUAAUUAUAAUAAAAUUCCAAUUUUUAAAGUAAUUCACUAACUUUUAAGCAAAUUACUAACUAACCUCAUUUUUAUUUUCUCACGCAAAAUAAAGACACAAAAAAUUACAAUAAUUAAAUUAAAAAUGUUUGAGUAUAAAUUUAAUUGAAAAUUAAAAUAUGAAAAUACAAAAUAAGGGUUUCAAUAAACACUACUGUAGCAACUUUAGCUUGUAAAUUGUUUAUUCAUAUUUGAAUAAAUAUGUUUUACAAAUAAAACAUAACUUAGCUUAAGAAGUGAACUUAAAUAUUUAAAAGAAACACUUGUGGAAUAGCGGGGCCAUAAUUUUAUUGAUAAAUAUAUAAAAUUAAUUAAUUAAAGAAAAAUUCAAUAUAAAUUUGAAGAAAAAAAAUUAAAUGUACAAAUAUUUCCAUAUAUUGUUAAAGAAAAUAGCAUUUAAAAAAAGUAAAAUUGGUGCAAAUAGGAUUCUGUAGUUAAAAUAAAAGCGAAAAAAUCAAAAAUUUUCAUAUUAAUAGGAAACAUGGAAAAACUCUAGAUAUUUAGGCCUUAAUUAUAAUUUGUUAUUUGUAUUAUUUUUGAUUUAUUUUGUUUUUUUUUUUUUGCUAAAAUAGUUAAAAAUCAUGCACACAGUAAGCACUUUACGCACACAAUUUUAGAAUAUAUUUUGAAAAUAAAAAUUUUGAAAAAUAA